AAGGGCUGCACGUGUGUCGGCAGCCGUAUGAGCGCGGCGGCGUGCUAGCGCAGCGAGCGCGGGUGUGGUAUGCCCGCGCGGUGCCGCUAUGGUGCCGAUCCUGGCGGCCUUCGCGCUGCUGGCUCUGCUGCCCGUGUCGGAGCAAGGUCCACACGAAAAACGUCUGCUGAACGCCCUGCUGGCGUCUUACAACACCCUGGAGCGUCCUGUGGCCAAUGAGAGCGAGCCCCUAGAGGUACGCUUUGGGCUGACACUGCAACAAAUCAUAGAUGUGGAUGAGAAAAAUCAAAUCCUGACCACGAACGUCUGGCUAAACUUGGAAUGGAAUGACUACAACCUAAGGUGGAACGAGAGCGAGUACGGAGGCGUCAAGGACUUAAGGAUAACACCGAACAAACUUUGGAAACCAGACGUUCUCAUGUACAACAGGUAUGUUUCAACUGGGAUGGUAAGUGACAGAGCUAUGGGAUAGGAUGGCUGGGAUGGAUUGGUUUGGUCAAGUUGAAGGAAGUUUGGGUUUCAGAAUGAGAUUGGAAUGGAUUGAUUUUCCUUAUUUGGUAAUGGUUUGUCAUCUAUUGGGAUGAGGUGAUUGCGAAGAGAAUGAUUCUAAUAUGAAAAUAUGUAUAAUGCAUAACAAAAGUGUUCCACGUUCAAUGGCCCAAGUUAGAAUUUUGGGUAGCAAAAAUAUAUACGAUACCACAUUUAUUUAAAACGAAUUAAAUAUCUUUCAUAAGGAUACCUAUGUCGAUCGAGAAUCAAAUCCGUAGCUCAUAGUUAUCAUACAAACUAAC
Molecule: messenger RNA, 791 nt
Organism: Bombyx mandarina (wild silkworm)
Lineage: Eukaryota; Metazoa; Arthropoda; Insecta; Lepidoptera; Bombycidae
Gene: nAChRalpha6
Product: nicotinic acetylcholine receptor alpha6
Biological process (GO): monoatomic ion transmembrane transport
Cellular component (GO): postsynaptic membrane
Molecular function (GO): acetylcholine-gated monoatomic cation-selective channel activity; transmembrane signaling receptor activity
Source: RefSeq, a predicted model, not a curated record